Messenger RNA from Fulvia fulva, 612 nucleotides. RefSeq names its product Ankyrin repeat-containing protein. The transcript has a single exon. NCBI's taxonomy places the organism in Eukaryota, Fungi, Ascomycota, Dothideomycetes, Mycosphaerellales, Mycosphaerellaceae. The record is from RefSeq and is a predicted model, not a curated record. The coding region runs from base 1 to 612 and encodes 203 amino acids. Gene Ontology annotation, molecular function: protein binding.
AUGCACGCCAAGACUCCACUGGCCCUCACAUUCGACGAGAUCGACGACCUUCUCCACUUCACCCGCGCCAACGAAGUCCAAGAUCUGGAGCAGACGAUCACAGAGCUGUCGCAAAAGUACCAGUGCGCAACAAAGGAUGUACUGGAGGCUGCAGUAGAUGCGGAGACGGGCAACACGGUCCUGCACUUUUGCUCAGCCAACGGUCUUGCAGAGCUCUUGCCUGUACUUUCAAACAAGCUGGGUCAGACAUCCACAGACAACACCAAUGGUGCGUCGCAGUCGUCGAAGCUCGUGAAUCAUGGCAACAGAGAAGGCAAUACCCCACUACAUUGGGCGGCAUACAACGGACACUUGGCUGUGGUGAAGCUUCUGAUCGCUGCGGGAGCAGACAUGUGGGUGAAGAACGCUGCAGGACAUCUUGCCAUGUUCGAGGCAGAGCGGGCAGAAAAGGACGACGUCGUACAGUACCUGCUAGAAGUAGGCGGCAAGGACGUGGAGACAGGUGGUUCGGAGGGACAGGCAUCAGCUGAAGACGUCGCGGAUGUGCAGGAUGGGGAGGCUGAGAGCAGUGCCAGUGCUCAGGCAAGUGCAGGCGCCGGAUCUGGACCUUGA